Osmerus eperlanus (European smelt) is the source of this 3755-nucleotide messenger RNA. RefSeq names its product family with sequence similarity 193 member B (gene fam193b). The coding region runs from base 150 to 3176 and encodes 1008 amino acids. NCBI's taxonomy places the organism in Eukaryota, Metazoa, Chordata, Actinopteri, Osmeriformes, Osmeridae. The record is from RefSeq and is a predicted model, not a curated record. Gene Ontology annotation, cellular component: cytoplasm; nucleus. The transcript is spliced from 10 exons.
CCACAGUGUGCCAGUUCUCCGCCAUAUUGACUGUUGUCUUGACUGGAGAAGAUAGGGAACAUUUGUGAUCCUAGAAGAACAGAAACUGUGUGUGUAAACCCUCCAAACUGGUGCAAACUUGGCCAAAGGAUAUCACGAACACUUGAGUAAUGGCAAGGAAGAAAACCAAACAACAAGGAGUCGGGCACAAGGAGCUGGUGCCUGGACAGCAGAACAUAUCGAAGAACCCCGUCUCUCCCGGCGAUGCAGCUGGCGGUGGUGGCGGAGAUGCAGGGCUGGAUAGACUGGCCACCAGGGCGAAUCAGCCUAUGCACACCUGCUGCCUACUGUGUCAUCGUGAGUUUAAGGACUGGGGGGCAAACUCUGUGAACGGUCUCCCUGGGGGUCACGGGGCGAAGCUGGCAGACACGGUGGGCCGUAAGCUGGCUGACGCGGUGCCCUCCCUGUCCCAGUCUCUCCUGGGGGAGGUGCCCCUCUGGAUCUGCCAGAGCUGCCGGAAGAGCGUGGAGGAGGAGGAGAGGCGGAGUGCCCAGGAGGAGCCCACACCGGUACCGUUGUCACACUCGUCCUCCUGCAAAUCCCAGAGUUGUGGGAAUGGGUACCCAGAGCACAGUUCUGUAGACUGGGACCCCAGCUCCUUCCUGUCAGCCCACAAGCUGUCUGGCCUCUGGAACUCUGCCCACAGCAAUGGAGGGGUCCACUGCAACCACAAUGCAGCCCCACACUCACAGCAAGGUGGAACAAGGGGACCAGUGUGUCACGAGAAACGAGGUUCUCAUGAGGCACCUGGGAAAUCUGCUAAGACCUCAGGGGCCAAAGUGUGCCCCUACAGUCACCCCUCAUCCCAGAAUUCCAGCGGAACGUCUCCUGGCAACCCCCAUUCUACCUCUGACCUCUGUAAGACCACCCCCAAGCACUUCAAGACCAUGUGCAGAAGACCAACUCCGCCAGGUGAAGCCUUCCAUCCCAGUGAUCACCACCAACACUCGGACCUGUCUGUGCCCCCCAACAGCCCCACUGGUCUCUCCUCCCAGCAUUCCUCUCUCCUACCGCCCAAGCAGAGCUCGGGAACGCACGGCCACGUCCCUUCCUCUCCCAGCCCCGGCCUCGCUGCUCACGCUCCCUUCUCUCCUCUGGUACCAAACCUCCACAGCCCGUCAGCCAAGCUCUCCUCUGGGCCUGACAGCCCCACGGCCCUCCACAAGCCUAGCCCCUGCAAGAACUCCCACAUUCCUGCUGUCAACACUCAGCACAGCAAACUGGGCGGGUCCCUCAUGGGCUGUAACCACCCCUGUAACGGGAACAGCGGUGCGACAGUGGCCACCUCCAACGUAGGACAUCUGACAGCAGGGGCCUGCAGGGACCAGGCGUGUAAAGGACACAAGCUGGCUAACGGGACGUUGUGCCACGCUCCGUCGGAGCUGGAGGAGGGUGAGGACGAGGACAGCAGCUCUGAGAGGAGCUCCUGUGCCUCUUCCUCCACCAACCAGAAGGAUGGGAAGUAUUGCGACUGCUGCUACUGCGAGUUCUUCGGACACAACGCACCUCCUGCUGCACCGACGAGUCGUAACUAUGCCGAGAUCCGGGAGAAGCUACGAUCCCGUCUGACCCGACGCAAGGAAGAGCUGCCUCUGCAACAAGACUCAGACCCGGGCGUCGCCAGCGCAAUCGACAACCGGGACGUCGACGAGCUGUUGGACUUCAUCAACAACUCGGAGCCCAAACCCAUCAACAGUGCCAAGGCGGCCAAACGGGCCCGUCAUAAACAGAAGAAGAAGGUAAGAGAGGAAAAGGAGAAGUCGCAUGGCUGCAUGGAGGCUGGAGGCAGCGACCCCCUAUCCACCCCUCCAGAGCCUGCAGACGAUCCCAGCCCUGAGGGCUCGGAGGCCAGCCGAUUGCUGGAGUGGCCCCAGCUGGAGCUGGAGCGGGUCAACAGCUUCCUCACCAGCCGGCUGGAGGAGAUCAAGAACACCAUCAAGGACUCUAUCCGGGCCUCCUUUAGCAUGUAUGACCUCAACCUGGAUGUCAACGAUUUCCCUAAGAAGGCGGCUACGCUGGAGGGCAACCAUCUGCUGUCACACCUCAACGGCUCCUCCGACCUGCAGCAGAUCGACCUGGACCUGGCCCCUCUCUCCCUGGGCACCUUCAAGAGCCAUCUGGACCUGGUGAACGGCUGGGAGGAAGCCCACAGCCUCUCCUCCUCCAACACAACCGCCACUGCAGGGGCUGCCACCGGGGCUGCCACCGGGGCUGCCACCGGGGCUGCCACCGGGGCUGCCACCGGGGCUGCCACCGGGGCUGCCACCGGGGCUGCCACCGGGGCUGCCACCGGGGCUGCCACCGGGGCUGCCACCGGGGCUGCCACCGGGGCUGCCACCGGGGCUGCCAAAGAUGUCCAGCGGCUGCACUCCACACCCAAUCUGUCCAAGCUCAUCCGCAUUCGUUCCCCAGAGAUGUGCCCCUCUUCUGGGCCGGACAGCCAGCAGCAGACCCCGGUCCCUGCUGCUGCCAAGCCCAAGGAGGAUGUCUUGGAUCCCAGGAACUUUGCCGCUGCUGGGGCUGGUGCUGCUAAAGCCAAGAAGGGUAAAAAGCAGCAGCAAAGGCAGGAGCAGCCUCUGACUGAGCAGAACCCAGCCAAACCCACCAAAGCUGCCUCUGGGAACGAAUUGAUGAGCAAGGGGGCAGACUUGGGAUCUAACAGUUAUAAGAUCGGGUCCCGACAGCCCCCUCCACCUCAGCCCCUGUCCUCUGCAGACAGCCAGAGAACCGUGCCCAAGAACCCCACAGAGUCCAGGCCACCCAGACAGGCGACCAACGGAACAGCCAGUGGGGUCUCAAACACCCACAGGGGCAAGGCUGACGCAGAGACACGUGGAGGUCGCUCGGAACAGGAGUCAGAGGGCAGAGGUCACUCCACUGCUCCUACAAAUGGACAGCAGCAGCAGCCCAAGGGGAAGAAUAAGAAGAACAAGAACAAGGGCGAGAAAUCUGGCCCUGCUAUUGAUGAUGUUUUUCUGCCGAAAGAUGUAGAUGCUACAGAAAUGGAUGAGAUUGAUCGUGAGGUGGAAUACUUCAAAAGGUUUUGCCUUGAUUCUGCUAAACAAACCCGCCAGAAGGUAGCAGUGAACUGGUCCAACUUUAGCCUCAAAAAGGUUUCUUCAAACGCAGCUCAAUAACUUGAUGGGCCCCGGACUACAGAACUCCCAAGUUCCCAACAUAACUGUCAAUAGAACCCUGAUUGGCCGGAGGCCUUUUUACUCAUUCCCACUUCCUCCUCUUCUUCGUCGCAAAGCCAAGGGACCCUGGGGCAGCAUCGUUUUCCAUUCAGAAGGACUAUAAUCCUAUUGGCUACUAGCCAGGGAUAUCUCACAAGGCCAACUCCAACUUUUGCUAUCUUGGUGAUGAUCACAAAACGAGUUGCAAAAAUGGAAAAUAAUCAACUUUGUCUGACCCGCUUCAUCUGUGUGCUUCAUUUAAUGUAGUAUGUAAACAGUUACCUUACAAUAAAAGUGUUUUAUUGCAAAUGUGGCACAUUUUAACAUUGUUAAACCUCUGGAUUCCUAUUGGUUCGGUUUGGUACUCCAAAGGUACUCUGUUGCUCAUUCCUGUUUUUGUUGCAGUUGUUCUUGCUCCUCUGGCCCCUUCACACCAUUUCUGUGAUGAGAAUGUGAGGACGUUCCAGCUUUAUAUCAUUUUACAAUGAAUUUAAGAAGAAAGUAUUGUGAAGGUGACUCCACAGAUAGAUUUUUUUUCAG